Messenger RNA from Labeo rohita (rohu), 3862 nucleotides. It is a transcript of the gene slc6a2, whose product is annotated as solute carrier family 6 member 2. The transcript is spliced from 15 exons. Lineage: Eukaryota; Metazoa; Chordata; Actinopteri; Cypriniformes; Cyprinidae. Gene Ontology annotation, cellular component: neuronal cell body membrane; presynaptic membrane; neuron projection. Bases 408 to 2285 code for a protein of 625 amino acids. The record is from RefSeq and is a predicted model, not a curated record. Gene Ontology annotation, molecular function: norepinephrine:sodium symporter activity; dopamine:sodium symporter activity. Gene Ontology annotation, biological process: dopamine uptake involved in synaptic transmission; sodium ion transmembrane transport.
GAGGAUGAGUGUGACAUUCGGGGCGGAGAUGAAGCUUCAAAAAAGAUUAAGAAGGCGAGGAUGAUGAUGAUCAUAUAGAAAAUAUCACGUGUGGAGAAACUGGAUGUUGGUUUAAAUGCUCACAAUUUAUAGCCUCAAGCUGGAAGGGAGGGGAGAGUAAAACUUCAUGAGAAGCGGCAGUCUCUCAUUUUCUGGAUCAAGCAGGAGGGACGGAUCAUGGAGGGACCCCCUCAUGUUGACAACGUAUGAAAGCUGGGCAGCACUCACCGGGAGAGCAACUGCUGUAACGUUUCCUAUUCAUCAUCAUCAUCCUCAGCAGCAUCAUCAGCAUCAUCAUCGUCAGUGCGAGCGGCACGCACCUCACUUGCUCCACAUCCUCGGGGCCACGAGAGCGCCAGGGCGCAAAGAUGAACAUCCAAGUCCUGCCUGAGCACAAACUGUCCUCGGUGGCCCCGCUGAAACAGUUUAACGUGGAGAAAAAGGAAGUGGAGCUGAUCCUGGUAAAGGAGCAGAAUGGGGUCCAGUACACGAACUCCUCUGUCGUGGCCUCUCCGAGCUCCCGCGGCUGCACCUCCGGCUCCGCUGAGACUGUGACCAGGGAGACCUGGGGCAAGAAACUGGACUUUCUGCUCUCUGUCAUAGGCUUUGCUGUGGACCUGGCCAAUGUGUGGAGGUUCCCCUACCUGUGCUACAAAAAUGGAGGAGGUGCCUUUUUGAUCCCAUACGUUCUGUUCCUGUUCAUUGCUGGGAUGCCCCUGUUUUACAUGGAACUUGCCCUGGGUCAGUAUAACAGAGAGGGAGCAGCUACCGUUUGGAAGAUCUGCCCUGUAUUUAAAGGCGUCGGCUACACUGUGAUCAUCAUAGCAUUGUAUGUGGGCUUUUACUACAACGUCAUCAUAGCUUGGUCGUUGUAUUACUUAUUUGCCUCAUUGACGAGUGAGCUGCCCUGGCUCAAGUGUAAUAACCCGUGGAACAGCCCAAACUGCACAGAACCACAAAACAUCAAUGGCACCCUCUUGGGUAACGGAACCUCCUAUGCCAAGUACAAGCACACACCGGCUGCAGAGUUCUACGAGCGUGGGGUUCUGCACAUUCAUCAGAGUAAAGGUAUCCAUGACCUGGGUCUUCCUCGCUGGGACCUCGCCCUGUGCCUUGUUGUGGUUGUCUUCAUCCUCUACUUCAGCCUGUGGAAAGGAGUCAAAUCCUCUGGAAAGGUGGUGUAUAUUACAGCUACUAUGCCCUACAUAGUGCUGUUGGUGUUGCUGAUUCGAGGCAUCACUCUCCCUGGUGCAAUGAAUGGAAUUAGGGCAUAUCUCCAUAUUGACCUAAAGAAGCUCAAUAAUCCCCACGUAUGGAUUGACGCAGCUACUCAGAUUUUCUAUUCGCUAGGAGCCGGGUUUGGAGUUCUCAUUGCCUUCGCAAGCUACAAUAAAUUUGACAAUAACUGCUACAGGGAUGCUAUUCUGACCAGCACAAUAAACUGCGUAACCAGUUUCUUCUCAGGGUUUGCCAUCUUCUCAGUACUGGGGUAUAUGGCUCAUCAGCAUAAUGUCAACAUAAAGGAUGUGGCCACUGAGGGAGCUGGACUGGUAUUUAUUAUCUACCCAGAAGCGAUCUCAACUCUACCUGGGGCUACAUUCUUUGCGAUAGUCUUUUUCAUUAUGCUUUUGACCCUUGGAAUUGACAGUUCUAUGGGUGGCAUGGAGGCAGUGAUCACUGGGCUGUCAGAUGACUUCAAAAUCCUGAAGAGGAAUAGAAAAUUAUUUACAUUUGCCGUCGUAUUUGGGACAUUCCUUAUGGCCCUUCUGUGCAUCACAAAUGGAGGGAUCUAUGUGUUGACCCUGUUGGACAAGUAUGCUGCAGGGACGUCCAUUCUAUUUGGGGUGCUGAUUGAGGCCAUUGGAGUAGCUUGGUUCUAUGGCGUGGACAGAUUUAGUGAGGACAUUGAACGCAUGAUGGGCUUCAAACCAGGGAUCUACUGGAGGCUCUGCUGGAAGUUUGUCAGUCCAGCGUUCUUACUGCUUGUGGUAAUCGCCAGCAUUGUUACCUCCGGCGACCUGAGAUAUGAUGAUUAUAUUUUCCCUUCCUGGACAAAGACAGUGGGCUGGUUCAUAGCCUUGUCCUCCAUGCUGUCUGUACCAAUCUACGCCAUCUACAAAUUCCUUACUUUGCCAGGCACUUUCAAGGAGAGAACAGCAUACUGCAUUACUCCACAACAUGAACAUCACAUGGUGAAGGAGGGUAAUGUCAGGCAGUUCAAGCUUAGACAUUGGUUAUCCAUCUGAUGAAGGGGUCAGGUGGGAGUGCCCUCUCAAAUGCUACUUGAAUGCUGGAGAAGAUAUGGUGUGUGAGAGAGAGAAAGGUUUCCGCAAAGGUCUCUUAGAGUUUGAAAAAAAGUGUCUCCUAAGAAAAGGACAGAAUGAAGCGAUGGCUUUGAGCGUUUCCCAACCACACACUGUACUGUCCAGUCUGCUCCAUUUGUGUUCAGUGGUUGACUAGACUUCUGUAGGGCAAAAUAAAUGUUGCGCCUGUAUUUUUGUUUUUAAACCAUACCCUUAGGAUUUAGUCCAAACUCUCUAAGGACCUCAAAAUACUUUAAGCUUGGAGCAAAACAGGUGUUUUCCACUUUAAAGUUUUCUUUUUAUAAUUGUUUUAUUCUAGUUUUAGUUUUUGAUGGUUAUAGGUCAUUGUGAAAAUGUAAGCAGAAAACACUCUGAAGCUAUAUUAUCCUGUAUGGCUGGGAAGUUUAGUGUGUGCGUUUAUAUUGAGUUAGUGGGUGUGACAGGUUCACUUACACCCUAUUUCAUAGUACAAGUUGUAGAGGUUUAGGUAACACACUGAGAAAUGGAAACCCCCUUGAUAUUCCAGGAAAUCUUUCACGCCAUAUACCAGGAUACGGAGCGUUUUGAGUCAUUGCUACAGUAUAAGUUAGGGCGCAGCUGUGAGUUUCUCACAUUUUACCUUGUUUCCCAAGAAUGGUUUGUUUUUGCAACAGCUGGCUUACAUCAAGCAUCCACCAAGCAUUUUUUCAAGCACAUCUUUUUCCUUUUUGACACACCUCACAAAGCAGACCGCUGUGUCAGUGCCUUAUCUAGCCGUAAACUUCCUGUCAUUAAGUAACUCAUCCUUAUGAAGAGAGUGCAGGGACGUUCUUCGUGACUAAAGCAUCUCAUUGAGAAAAUGUAAGCAGAAAUUAACCAUGACAAGGGAAAUUUAUGCUCAUAGCUUUCAAAAUGAACUGAGAUCCAAUGAUCUGCCUCAAGUAGAGCUCUUCUUUUGUUAUAUUUGAGUUAAUUGUUCAACAUUUUACGUUUUACUUAUGGCCUUAAAUCAGAGCAACAAUCAUUAUGACAAAUUCACUACGUUGCACAAGACUUUUUUGCCCCUUCAAAAGAAUGAUUUUAUUAUAGAUUCAAAAGCAACAGAUUAAAGACAUAGAACAUUAUAUUUGAAACUCAAAGUCCAGCUGACCAUGUAAAGCAGCAAUGUUCAAAUACACUAGGCAGAGGUUUAAAAAAAAAUCUAUUUACACUGUACAUUGACAAUUCAAUUAAUUGAGCUCUUGUGGUACAAUCCCAUUAUCAUGUAGUCCCUUUUAACAUUUCACGCCUUGUAUGGGGUGUGUGUGUGUGUGUGCGACUAUAACAGAUUAGGUUUCUUAGGUUUUCAAACCAGUCAAGAUCAGUGGUCUACGUGGUUGUCUUUGUCUCAAGAUGACGGAUACAUUUUGUGGUUCACUGUGGCUUUUUUGCUUGAAGGAAAUGUUUUAACAUUGUCAAAAUCAACUCCCAUUAUGUUGGUUUGUGUUUUAUUUAUUUGUGUAGGAUCAUUUGUUAUACAAAAAAAAAAAAAAGACAGAAAA